CCUCUACGUGCAAGCAGUCAUGAGUCUACCCAAGUGAAAAAAGACGGUUUCCUGCUCCUAUCAAAACAAGAACGGGUGGAGGUAACGAUGCUCCUGAGCAGCCUGUGUCUGGCCCUCCUCCUCCCGGCCGUGGUGGAGGCUCAGUAUGAAACAUACAGCUUCAAACGUUUCCCCCAGAAGGAGCUCAUGCCGCUGGACUCUUCCUACAACUACGCGCUGGAGCAGUACGCGGCGGAGAACUGGGCAGAGAGCGUCAAGUUCCUGGAGCUCAGCCUGCGUCUCCGCCGGCUGCUGCGGGACAGCGAGACGCUCUGUAGCCGCAACUGCAGCUCCGUCGGCCGGGAUAACGCCACCCUGUUCUCCGACAGCAGCCUCCGCGUCGUGCGCCACAUCCUACUCAGAGCUGCGUGCCUGAAAAAGUGCAAGGCGGAUUUCCCGGUGUUCAAUCUCUCGUAUCCACACCGGGACCUACUGGAGACGUUCGAGAAGAGGGUCCCGUACCGGUACAUCCAGUACGCGCACUUCAAGCUCAACAACAUGGAGAAGGCCGUGUCGGCGGCUCACACCUUCCUGAAGAAGAACCCGACGGACCCCUACUUGAUGAAGAACAUGAAGCACUACAAGACUCUGCUGGACGUGGAAGAACAUCUCAUCGACCACGAGCAGCAGCCGUAUGAAAGUGCGUUCCUGAAGAGCGUGAAACUUUACAACAGCGGAGACUUCAGCAACAGCGCCCGAAAUAUGGAGCAGGCCAUCACACACUACUUUGAAAUAUACGGCCUCUGCUUGGCGGGCUGCGAGGGCUCGUACGAGAUCCUCGAGUUCAAAGACUUCUACCCCACCCUGGCAGAUCUCUACACAGACGCGUUGAAGUGUAAGGUGACGUGUGACCAGAACCUGACGCCCAGCGUCGGAGGCUUCUUCGUGGAGAAGUUUGUCGCCAACAUGUAUCACUACCUCCAGUUUUCCUAUUAUAAAUUGAACGAUGUAAAGAGCGCCGCCUCGUGUGCGGAAAGCUACAUGCUGUUUGACCGCAAGGACCAGGUGAUGCAGCAGAACAUAGCGUACUACCGCUUCCACCGCGAGGAGUGGGGACUCGAGGAAGUGGACUUUCAGCCUCGGCCCGAGGCUCUGCAGUACUUUAACCAGACCACCAAGCAGAAAGAGAUGCUGGAGUUUGCACUGAACUACCUUCAGACUGAAGAUGAGGACGUGGUCGGUCCAGAAGAAACGGCCUCCUCUCGCACAGAGCACUCUGACGCCGAGUUUGAGGGAAUGGGGGACUACGAGGAGUCCUUCCUGGCUGAAUGGUGGCAAGAGCCCCAAACCAAGUGGGACAAUGGGAAGGUCGUAGACUGACAUCUGUCCUCGUCUCCUGAGCGGAGAGCGUCCUCAUCCGGCUCCACCUCUCCUGACGACGUAAACCAAAGAAUGUCGACCUCCCGACAGACACACACCGACAUUCCCAACAGUAUUUAGCACAACGAUAACAAACCAUCAGGGUGCUUUCCCCCAGAAGGACGUUUCCGUCACGUCGAUCAAGAUCAGAGAUCGACAUAUUCACUCGUGGCUGUCAUCAGCCUUUUAAAAGCUUCAUACUGGUCGCUGCCUUAUUCUACAGGUUUUAUUUAAUGGCGGCUGAAUGCCUCUGUGCCGUGUGAUGAGGAAGGUGACUUGUAGCUUUUCUUAUGCGGACCGAUUUGUCAACGAUGUUGAUGUAAUAGUUUGCUCAUAAUUAAAGUAAUAUUUUAAUAUA
Molecule: messenger RNA, 1756 nt
Organism: Pseudoliparis swirei
Lineage: Eukaryota; Metazoa; Chordata; Actinopteri; Perciformes; Liparidae
Gene: p3h4
Product: prolyl 3-hydroxylase family member 4 (inactive)
Exons: 7
Coding region: 88-1359 (423 amino acids)
Biological process (GO): collagen fibril organization; peptidyl-lysine hydroxylation
Cellular component (GO): endoplasmic reticulum
Molecular function (GO): collagen binding; protein binding
Source: RefSeq, a predicted model, not a curated record